Saxophila tyrrhenica is the source of this 732-nucleotide messenger RNA. RefSeq lists its product as uncharacterized. NCBI's taxonomy places the organism in Eukaryota, Fungi, Ascomycota, Dothideomycetes, Mycosphaerellales, Extremaceae. The record is from RefSeq and is a predicted model, not a curated record. The coding region runs from base 1 to 732 and encodes 243 amino acids. The transcript has 2 exons.
AUGGCGCUCAAAAAGUUGAAGCUCCCUCAACACCCGCAGACGCAAAUAGGCUUCUUCACAUUGCCCGCAGAGCUGCGCAACAAGAUCUACGCGUUGGCUCUUACGCUCCCUGCAAACGACGCUGGCUGCGUGGAGACCAUUCCGAUGUAUGAGAAAUAUACGAACCGGCAACCGUCCUUCUUCAGCAUCCUGCAAACUUGGCAGGCGGUCUAUCACGAGGCUCGCGGCUUGGUCUCUACGAUCAAUCAUUUCCAGCUGUGCCCCCCUUAUUCGCACGUGCGUUUGGUCCGCAGUUACAGCGCGGGCGCUCUGACGAUAAGUGCAGCGGCUUUCAAAACGGUCACCGCAGUCAUGGACGCUGCUUGGAAGUUUCCUUGGGCCUGCAGCCAGCUGCGUUCGUGUUCCGGCCUCCAGCGGCUACAAUUACAGCUCCGCAACAAUCGGUUAUUCGACGCAUUCGGGUUGGAUCGCGGCGUCAAAAGGCUCCGCAUCGUCUUCUUGGACGAUCAGAAGAGUCUCCAGGCCGCAGCGCAGAAACUGCCAUCGUCUCUCCGACUGAUCGAAGUAUCUUUACAGCGCCAUGAUAUUCUCGAGCUACCCGAAGCCAUACGAGCGGGGUGGCAGCAGGAGUACGAAAGCCUAGAGCGCGAAGUGUGUGGCUGGAUCGCACAGGCGUAUCGGGAGGCUUAUGGCAAAGUUCUCCAUCAGCAGGACAGCGACAGAAUUACGUAA